Molecule: messenger RNA, 10656 nt
Organism: Ailuropoda melanoleuca (giant panda)
Lineage: Eukaryota; Metazoa; Chordata; Mammalia; Carnivora; Ursidae
Gene: CCDC180
Product: coiled-coil domain containing 180
Exons: 40
Coding region: 290-5398 (1702 amino acids)
Source: RefSeq, a predicted model, not a curated record
AGCGAAUGGCAUGCAGUGAGGAAAAUCCAGCUUUCCUGGAAAAGGGGGGAGAAUGAGCUGUGAGGGGAAGCUCUGCUUUCUCUAGCUGAGCCCACCUCACCAUGCACACCUGCUCACUGGACCAAUGGCUCUGCUCAGAAAUCAAGUGGCCAAGAAAAGUCAAGACAAUCUUAAAGAAGAUCCAACUUGGAGGGCUUACACCACCAGAUGUCCCAUUCGGAUUUGCACCCUGCGCGGUCCGUGAGUUCUGUUCUUGCCUGAGGGGCGUUCACACAGCGGCCAAGUCAAGAUGUCCUCAGUGGGGAAGGUGACCCAGGUUCCCAGCGGGAAACUCUACCAGCAGAUCUUUGAGGCUGAGGCGCAGCUGGUCCACUCUCUGGCAGCCUCCAGGAAGCGUGCCUUGGAAAGGUCUAUGACCCCCAAGAAUGGCAGGAAGCCCUUGAUGAAGAAGAUGGAUAUUCCUGAAGGGGAGAUGAUGUCUCCCCGGCAGCAGAAGUGGGCUCACAGCCUACCCAAUGACUGGGUCACGGAAAACCCUGUUCUCUACAGGGAAAAGGAAAUAAUCAAGAAGAAAAAAGCUCAAGAAAGCGAGAGCACCAUUGCUGCCCGGGAGGUCCGGGGCCUCAUGGACACCAUCGUUCCUGAGAGGACCCGCACCGCCACCCCAGGCACCACGGGAAUGGACUCCAAGAGGCAAGGCUACGAGAGAGCUCUGGGGAGCUUUAAGGAGGAGAUUGCUCAGAUUGGGAUGGAAAUGGAACCUUUCAUCUUGGAGCCAGGAGCACUUUUUUUAAAAAAGCUGGCCGAGUCUGAUGAAGACAUCGACCGACUCUUCAAAAAGGUGGAAAGCGACACCCACCUGGAAGACUACACCAUCCAAACCCUGCUGGAGCUGUGGGAUCAGGUGGCUGAGAAGUUCCAGUUCCAGAAGCAGGGGAUCAAGGAGCUGGAUGAGGCCCUGUAUGAGGCCGAGUUCUCCCGGGCAGAUAAACUCAAAAGCGUGUUGAAGAAAUAUGUGGAAAUCAUAGAGAAAACUUCCUACCUCAUGCAGCCCGACGUGUACAGGCUGAUAAAUAAGGAAGCCAUGGUUAUAAACCAGGCCCUCUUGGGCAACCGGAGGGCCAUCGCACAGCUGUUCAUCAACCUCAUGGAGGCCACGCUGCAGCGGGAGCUCGAGAGCCACCGCCGCUGGCAGGGCCUGGUGGACGCCUGGAAGGCUCUCAAGAGGCAGGCCCUGGUGCAGAGUUUCAGUGAGUUCAUGGCCAGUGAGAGGAUCCAGGCUCCUCCAGCUGUGAAGAAGGAGAUGGAGAGCAUGCUGAAGAACCAGAAAGCCCUGCAGCAAAAGCGGCUGGAGCAUCUCUGCGCCGUCUGUGACCUUCUACCCCCUAAUUACAGCAAAGCCCAGCUGACUGAAUGGCAUUCUUCUCUCAACUCCCUAAACAAGCACCUCGAUACCUACCACAUGGACUUCAUGAUGCGGCUCCGCCGGCAGUAUGAGAAGACGUGGCAGGAGUGCCUGGCCCACGUGCAGAAGUGCAAGAAGCAGCUGCUGGACUGGAAAGCCUUUACCGAGGAGGAGGCAGAGAGCCUGGUGAGCCCCUACUUCUUCCAGAUGGUGGGAGUGCUGCAGAGCAAGGUGGAGGAGGAGCUGGAGCUCUUGGAUAAAUCCUUCGAGAGCCUGGCAAAGCAGACAGAAUGGCAGAGCUCGGAUCUCUUCAGCUACUUCCAAGAGGCCGUGCAGCUGUGGGAGGCACAUCAGAGCAUGCUGUCGGCGCAGGACCUGGAGCUGGAGAAGCGGAUGGAGCAGCAGCGGCAGAAGCACAGCCUGGAGGAGCAGGCCCAGGAGGCCCGCCUUGAUAAGCUCUUGGACCAACUGAGGCAGCAAAACCAUGAGGAAACACUGAAGAUUCACCUGGAAAAGGCCAAAGAUUUCCUGAAGAAUAUGAAAUACAGGUAUGAGUGUUUCCACAAGCUCCUGACAAAGGAAGUGAUGGAGUAUCCCGUGAUUAUACUGCAAGAACUGAACUCCUACAGCUCCACGCUCAGCAGCCACUUCUACAUUCGCGAGAUCUUCGAACAGACCUUGGAUGGGGAAGUCAUUUUCAAAUUCAGGGAACCAGAAGCACACGAAAAGCACUUCCAGGACAGUAUGAGAAAAUGGAGAAGCAAACAGAGGGCUAAUGUGGAAAUGAGCAAAAGUGAGGAAGGUGAAAGUAGUGGGACAAGUCCCUCCAGGCCAAUAGAAGAGAUGGAAGAAGAUGAUCAAGAAACUGAGUCCUCCUUAACUAAAGAGAUGGCAGUGAGCCAGCAGGAGCAGUCUGUACUGAGUGACAAGAUGGAUGAGUCCAGUGAGGAGUCUGUUCAGGAAUCCGAAAAAAUGCAAGUUGAAAGACACAGCUCCUUAAAACCAUCCCUGAACCAGGAAAACAUGAUGGUUCAAGGCGAGGAGACAGAGGAGGAGAAAAAGGAGGAGGAGGAGAAAGAGAAUGAAAAGGUGGAGGAGAGGGAGGAGAAGGAGAAGAGGAAGAAGAAGAAGGAGGAGGAGGAGGAAAAAGAGGAGGAGGAGGUGAAGGAGAAGGAAGAGAAGCAUGAAGAGGAAGAGAAGCAGGGGGAGGAGGAGGAAGAGGAAGAGCAUGAGAGUUUAUUUAUGGAUGAGGCUGAAGCCCAGGAAGAGAGUCUGGGGAAGAUCUCCUAUGAAGACAUGGAGUCCUUCACAACCUCCAGUGGACACACUUAUUUUGUCUUCCUAACCCUGGAACAACAAGAAGAGAGUUGCAAGGAGGCCCAUUCCAACCUUUCCACCAUUCUCAUCAAUGACAUUUCCAGUGCCAACUUGCUAGAACAAGUGAUCAUUCCAUCCAGACUAGUUUUACAAAUUAAGAAACAACUUCGAACGGGCUUUUUCGAGCACCUAGAGAAGUGGUUUGACCAAUGUAUCCUCAAAACCCGGGUCAUGGUGGCCACCAAGAUCGAUGAGCUGGAUUCAGAAUUGGAACUGCAUCAGCAUCUACAUGAGCCAAGAGCCAAGCGCAUUGAAAAGGACAUCCAUAACGUCAGGGCAGCUGAGCUCUUGCUUCAUCAAGAGCGGCUGGACAGCCACUGUGCUGGGGUGACCGAGACACUAAGGAAGGAGAGGCUGAUGUUCUGCCAGUUCCAAGAAGAGCAAAACAUAAAGAGCAAAAACUUCCGCCGCAAGAUUUACGACAUGGAGCACAUCUUCUUGAACGCCACAAAGAGCCAGAGGCUGGUUACUCUCAGCAGCACGCUGCACCAGGAGCUGCUUAGCUAUGUUGAUGUCAUCCAGGUGUCCCUGCGCAGCUUCCGCCAGUACUUGGAGGAGAGCCUGGGCAAGCUUCGCCUAACCAACAUCGAGUUCAUCAAGCACUGCAGAUUGUUUUCUGAGGGAGGCAACUUUUCUUCUGAAGAAAUUGACUCACUGUGUCAUCGACUGGAGAAGGAAGCUUCCCGAAUAGAGUUUGUUGAAAGUUUAAUCAUGAUGAACAUGGAGAAGAUGGAGAGUGAAUACCUGGACCAGGCCAAUGAUGUCAUCAACAAGUUUGAAAGCAAAUUCCAUAACCUGUCUGUGGACCUUAUUUUCAUUGAAAAAAUCCAGCGGUUGCUGACAAAUCUGCAAGUGAACAUCAAGUGUGAGGUCGCAAAAUCCAAUUUGCAAACAGAUGGAUUAAAUUCUUCUCUGGAACAGCUCCAAAGGAAAGUAGAAAUGUGUCAAAACUCAAAGGGAGAUAAAAAAAUGGUGACCUCGGAAGAUCUCCUUGGCUUCAUCCAGACUUGGAAAGAAAAACUGAGCCAGAGGAUUCAGUACCUCAAUUGCAGGCUGGACACAGUGUCCGUAACUCAAGUGGUCUUUACCGAUAGUGUCAUGACCGACCUGGAGGUGGAGAGUGACAUCAUGGUGACUUCAGAGGCCCUUGAAGAGGAGGCCAAGAUUGACUUGGUCACCCCUGAGUCCUUUGCGCAGCCAAGCCGCACGGGGAAGCCCAUGAUUGAAGACCCAGCUGUGGAAGUGGUCAAGAGGAUCCUGCAACUUCCCGAUGAAAAAUGCUCAACCCAGCAGUGUGACAAAGACCGGUCCCAGACAGGCCUGAAGCGACACCAGAACCGGGGGGAACACUUCGUGAGAAAAGCCUUGUCCAGUGCCAGUGCCACUUCAACAGGAAGCAGAUGGGGAGUAGGGAAGUAUCUUGAAGGAUUCAGCCCCAGACACGGGAGUCACAGUGUCCUACAGGCAGGCCCAGAGGCUCCAGCCCCAGGACACCUGCCCGUCUACUCCAGCCUCCAGAGCACUGACUCACCUAUGUCUCACAGCAUUACACGGUACUCCAGGCCCAACCGAAUGGACAGAAAGUACCAGGUGCUUGGGGAGAGGCCACCACCGCCAGCUGAGGAUUUUAAAGGGAUCAUCUUGACCCUCCUCUGGGAGAGCAAUGAGCAUCUGUUGAACGUUAUAGAGGAGUUCUACCGCAGAGAGAAGCGCUCCAUCACCAGGCCCGACUGCAUGUACGAAAACUUUGAUCAGUGCGCCGAGAACAUUUGCAAGAAGAUCCUGGAGUACCACAUGCAGACAGACGAGUACCACAACUCCUGCCUCAUAGAAUUACGGGCCCAGAUGAGGAGAUUUGAGGAGCUGCUGCCCCAGGUGUGCUGGCUGGUGAUGGAGAACUUCAAGGAACACCACUGGAAAAGAUUCUGUGCCUCUGCUGAAGAGAUCCGGGGACAGUUUCAGAAUUAUCAGGAGAAGCUGGAGCAAAGGAAGGAUGAAAAUGCCCAGAAGCUCCGUCCAAAUCUCGGACAUCCUGCACAUUUCCAAGAAAUGGAGUCUCUGUGUCAAGUGGAAGAGAAAAGGCAGAAUGAUUUAGACACUGUAAUUGUGGCAACCAAGGAGAAGCUCGAGGAAUUCACCAGGAAGCACGGCCAGUUUUUCAUAGCCAGCUUGGCCACCUUCACCGAGAAGUUCCUGCUGCAGUUGGAUGAAGUGGUCACCAUUGACGAUGUCCAGGUUGCAAGGAUGGAGUCCCCCAAACAGAAAACAUCAAUCCUCAUACGGAGGAAACUUGCUAAGCUUUCCCUGAAGGAAGAAAGUGAGAAGCCCCUGAUUGAACGGGGGAGCAGGAAGUGGCCAGGAAUCAAACCCACCGAAGUCACCAUCCAAAAUAAGAUUCUCCUCCUGAAAACACCAUCCAUCACCACGACCAAAACGACCCUGGGCCACCUGGCAGCCGUGGAAGCCCGAGAUGCUGUCUACCUGAAAUAUCUAGCACUAUUUGAAGAGGAGUUGAAGAAGAUCCAGGCCGACAAUGCAUUGCAGGUGAAGGAGGCUCAGAGCUGGAAGGACAGCUGGAAGCGCUCCGUGCAUACCAUCCAGGGUCUGUACAUGUGACACCCUCAACCCACCCCACAUAAGGGCUCAGUUUUAAAGGACUCCUUCUCUCUCCAACUGUCCAUCUGUCCAUCCAUCCACCCCUGCUCUGUACCCAGCACUGUAGCUUCAUCAGUGACCAGGACAUGGUGUGGUCUCUGCCCGUGUGGAGAUCACUUCCAAUGAGGAGGAUGGAGGUGAAAGAGGAGUUCCACGUGGUUAGCAGAGAUGGUGGGUCACAGGAGAGGGCCCCUUAAAAUAAAGACCAGUACUUCAGACGACAUGAUUCCAACAGGCAUGCUUGGCACUUCAUCUUGGAAAACGAAACAAUUAAAAUGUAUGGGCAUGAAUACAUUUUACAUUAAACAGUGUAAAAUAAUUGCAACCCUGCAACUAACGAAGAAUUAAUCCAGUCUUGAUUGGGUAUCUGUCUGGCGAGUUGCCUAACCAAAUUAGAGUAUUUUGAGGAAAACCUUCUAGGCCUCCUUAAUUUUCCCAGGGCCUCUUUAAUCUUGUGAGACUCAGAUCCUUCUCUCUGGAAGCUUCCAUCAUGCCAUCUUCCUUGUUGAUUUUAUCUUCCUGGAUUAGGUGACCUAACCAUGCCAAGUCUCACUGGGAAGUAGCUUUCUGUGGCACUUGGACAGGCUGUGUACAUUCCUUCCUUGAUUUCAUCAACUCUUUUUUUUUUUUUACCUCGUUUGCAUUUUGACUUUGGGUUUUCCCAUGCUUUAACCUCUUUUAAUGACUUGAUGAGGUAGGAUUUUGCCCUGUUUUACAGGUGUAGAAACUCAAGUCAAAAAGGCUGAGACAACUUGCUCAAAAGCACAGGGCCAGUAUAGAAUCUCAGCAUAGUUUUUGUUCCCCAAAUGUGGACAAGUACUUGGGGACAAGUCAUUUAUUUUGGAGAUGAUCUCAAGAAGCAUGAGUGAGGUCAUGGGGAAGGGGAGCCUGGAAGGAGCCUUGGCCCCACUCCUGGCUCCUUCACCCCCACACCAGGCCCAUCCUGUCCUCCUCACCUGUCCCCCACGCUGCAUCACCUGUUCCCUACCCUGCAUUUCCUGUCCCCUGGCCUGCCGCUGACCUGUCUCCUGUAGCCACUGUCCACCCUAGGGGCUGUGGGCUCAUUGUAGUUCCAGGUGGCCACAGAGGUGGACUGCAAGACUCCUGUCCUAUCCUCUCAAAGCUACCCUUGGGACCUUAGGGGUUCCCCUACUGAGCAGGUAGUUAGGAAAAUGGAUGCCACCGCUCCAUGACAGAGCUGUCUCCAACCUCUUCCUAACACUCUCUCUUGUAAGUUCCCCUGCGUCUGCUCUUUCUUGACCACGCCUCCAUGUUCCCCACCCGAGAAGUCCAUGUGAGUGUGGCUGUGCACAUGUGAGGAUGUGGAGAGGAAAAUGACCCUAGAUGGAGAGAGGGUGUGGACAGGGAUCCCCCUAGGAUCUUAGAGGCUUUCAACAUAAAAUAAACCCCUUAGGGAGGUGUUGAGCCCUGGUCUAAAGCCCUUCCUUUUCCUUUAGACUCUGCCCACCUUCUGGGCCCCAGACCAGUCCUUGACUCACUCUGGGCCUCAGUUACCUAAUUGUGCAAUGAGAGACCAGAUACAGAACCUCACUAAACGGAUGCUAAGUGAGGUCAGGCUCCAUCAAAACAGGGUGGGGUGUCAGGGGGGAGUGGCAUGGGUACAGAAAGGAACAUUGUGCAUGGCGGCCAGGCUUUGUGCCCAUAGCCAGGCACACACAAGGGGCCCUGGGAAGACCUGAGAAGAGUGCAUACAUGCGAGCCCUCAGACUGAUGUGUACACAUGUGCAUUGCACCAGCGGCUCCCCAUGUGAGGCCGGUCUCCUUCAGCCAGUUCUGUGCACCCGUAGCUGCUGAGGUCUGGGUCACUUGUUCUCCACUGGACCCAGGAAGGGGGUCAGCCUCACUUAACUAGGACAAGUGUGGGGAAGGGGCAGCUCCCCAAAGAAAUACUGAUGUACUCUUCCUAAUAGAAGAGGACAGGGAUGUCAGCCAGGCAAAAGCGGCAAGUCUCAGAAUCAUGCAAGCUGCCUCCGUACCUGUCUCUGCCACUAUGCACAGGGGCUGUCUCCAGAGAAGGGACCUGUCUUGUCCAAAAUCACACAGUGAUUCAGUGGCAAAGCUCCUAUUUUGGUUAGGCUUAGAUUUGCCUAUAUAUAGUAGAAACCCCCAAAUAAUGUGGCAUAAACAAGAGAGAGAUUUAUAUCUUUCUCAUAUAAAAGAACUCUUUUUCUGUUGUAAGACAACUCCAAUGACCCCCACCCCUGGGAACUGGACAAUGGCUCUGACUUAUUUGUGACUUACUGACAGUAACCAGAGAAAAUGGUUUAUGUUCAGGGAGAUGGGCUGUCCUUUGUAACCCGCCCUUUUCCAUAUUCAUAAAACUUUCCCGCAUCCCCUGCAGUAGAGGACAUUUGCUACUAAAACAAAACAAAAACGAAAACAAACUCCCAAGCCCCCCCAAAACUCUAGAGGCAGGCAGCCCUUACUGAUCCUGGACUGCUCGUCAUGAAGACCACAGGUCAUCGGUCAUGUGGUUUCCAUCAUCAAGUCUGUCCCUGGUCCAGGGUGGCUGGCUGCAGGAGCUCCAGCCUGGACCAGCCACCAGAUCUGCACUGAGACGGCAGGCAGGAGGAAGGGGGAGGGCAAAAGAGGCUCUCCCAGCUGCGUCUGUGCCAUCUGGCCAGCCUCCCCAAGGUCCCACACCACACUCUGAUUACAUGUCACUGGCCUGAACUUUGUGUGGUCACUCUUAGCUGCCACAGAGGUUAGGAACUUUAGUCUUUUCAUUUGUUGAAUUGCUGCCCCAAUUAAAACUGUUUUUAAGCAAAGGGGGAAUGAAAACUGUGGAAACUACCAGUACUCUUUGCUACCCAGAACUCCAAGAUGAAGAGGAGGAGAGGGGUUAUUUUCAGGUUUGUAGGGCAUCCACAGCCUCUUUCCUUGAUGUUCACUCAUUCACAGAGAGAACAGAGUCUCAGUUCUAAACCACAUGUGUGAGUGGAACCUCUGCCUUGGGCUUCCAGCAGAAUGACGGGAACCACUGUGUUGGCUUGCAUCUGCUUGUCCCUUGCAAGAAGAUCUGAGGAAAGCCUUUUCUAUUUCAUAAAUGGUGCGGGUAUAGGUGGGGUUGUGAAGUCUUUUCAGCAAGCAACAUGUUCCUAAAAAGCUGAGUCAAAGUUAUAUCUCUGUAAGUCAAAGAGCAGAAUCUGUUGACCCUACCAUGUUUGACCCCCCCGUGGUGAAUAUGCUAGUAAAGAUAAUACACAUAAAAUAAAACUAAAGAUAAUACACAUAAAAUAAAACUAACAGUGGUUAAAACUGCUCAUGGUGAAGUUUAUCAUUGACUAAAAAUUAAUGGAAGAAAAAAUAUAUUUGGAAAACAUUUUAAUAUGCAUAACUUGGCCCCAGAAAAAUGAUUUGGUAAAAAUAAUAAUCCCUAAAAUUUACAAUAGCAGAAUCUAUAGCCAGUAAAUUAUGAUCUGGGCCAAAACCCAAUUUACAUUAAAAAAAAUAAUGGAUCCUGAUAUAAAUAGUUGCAGUGAAUUAAUAAUAAAAGUAGAUAAGCUGCAAUUGACUUUGUAUAGUAUAUGUUUUUUCCUCAAAUGUUGUCUCACUUAUUUUUUAACACUUAAUAGACUUUAGAGCAGUUUUAGGUUUAUGGGAAAAUUGAGCAAGUAGCACCAAAUUCCCAUAUAUCCCACCCUCCUUCCGCCACAGUUUCCUCUUUUUAACAUUUUGUGAUAGUGUGGUUCAUUUGUUAAAGUUUAUGGACCAAUACUAGUAGAUUAUUAACAACUAAAGUCCAUAGUUUACAGUAGGUCUCACUCUUCCUGUUAUAUGAUUUAUGAGUGUUGACCAGUGCAGGGUGCCAUGUAUAGUAUCAUGCAGAAUAGUUGUACAAGGUUCAGAUCCCAUGUGCCACCUCUUUUUUCCUCUCUUCCUCCCCCAAACGCUGACAACUACUGAUCUUUUUGCCCUCUUUAUAGUUUUGCCCUUUCCAGAAUGUCAAAGAGUUGGAAUCAUAUAGUACGUAGCCUUUUCAGACUGGCUUCUUUCAUUUAGAAAUAUGUAUUUGAAGUUCUUCUAUGUCUUUUUGCGACUGGGUAGCUCAUUUCUUUAUAUUGCUGAAUAAUACCCAUCACCUGGAUGUACCACAGUUCGUUUAUCCAUUUACCUAUUAAAAGACCUCUCAUUUGCUUCCAGUUUGGGGCAGUUAUUAGUAAUUGUUAAAUAUUUGUGUGCAGGGUUUUGUGUAGACAGCUCUUGUUGGGUAAAUACCGAGGAGACUGAUUGCUGGAUCAUAUGGUAGGACUAUGUUUUGUAUUUAAAGAAACUGCCAAAUUGUCUUCCCAAGUGGUUGUACUAUUUUGCUUUCCCGCCAGGAAUGUUGUUCCACACCAUCAUCAGCAUUUGAUAUGAUCAGGGUUUUGGGGUUUUUUUGUUUUUUGUUUUUUGUUUGUUUGUUUGUUUGUUUGCAUUUAGCCCUUCUAAUGGGUGUUUGGUGGUAUCUCAUUGGGGCUUUAAUUUGCAGUUCCCUAAUGAUAUAUGAUGUUGAAUAUCUUUCCAUAUGCUUAUUGCCAUCUGCUUAUCUUCUUUGAUGAGAUAUCUGUUCAGAUGUAUUGCCCAUACUUUUUAUUGCCCAUUUUUUUAAUGGUUUGUCUGAGGUAUUUUUUCUUGAGUUAAUGUGUUUGUUUUGUUUCUGAGAUAUUGUUUACAAGUUGAGAUAUUGUUGAGUUUUAAGAGUUCCUUGUGUAUUUUGAACAUGCUUAUUUGCCAUCUUUAUAACUUCUUUGCUGAGAUGUCUGUUCAGAUCUUUUGCCCAUUUUUAAAUUUGAUAAUUGCUUUCUUCCUGUUGAGUUUGAAACGUUCUUUGUGUAUUUUGGAUAUCAGUCCUUUAUCAGAUAAUGUGCUUUGUAAAUAUUUCCUCCUGGCCUGUGGCUUGUCUUUUCAUUCUCUUAGCGGUGUCUUUUGCAGAGUAGAAGUUUUAAUUUCAAUGAAGUUCAACUUCUCAGUGUUUUCUUUCAUGGUUCAAGCUUUUGGUAUUUUAUCUAAAAAGUUAUUGACAAAUCCAAGGUCACUAGAUUUUUUCCUGUGUUAUCUUCAGGAGUUUUAUAGUUUUACAAUCUACAUCAGAACAUUCUAAGUUAAUUUUUGUGAAAGUUCUUUAUGAAGUUUCAUUUUUUUUGCAUGUGGAUGUCCAGUUGUUCCAAAACCAUUUGUUGUAAAAACUAUCAUUCUCCAUUGAACUGCCUUUUAUC